UUAAAACUGAUUUUAAUAUUGAAAAAAUAUAUAUAAUUUUCAAGGAAGGACAUAUGUAACAUUUCUGCUAAAUUUGGUUUACUCUACGAGUACAAGCCACAUGAUGUUGAUGCAGUCAGUGUUGUAACCAGACAGAAUAAACACAUAUGUGUUACCGCAGUCGCCAUCUCGCCAUAAUUAUGGUGAGUGCCACAAACCGCCACACAACAAUCCUACACAGAGCGCGUGCCGGGGCAACAUCGUUAAGUGCUUACCAUAGAAGCUCUUUUUGACGUCAGUCGAGUUCGCCAUAUAAGACGGGGAGGUAUUCAAAGGCUACUUAGGGAGAAACCACUAUCUUAUCGGUUUUUAUUUGUUAUUUUAAGUGGUUGACCCAUAUAAUAAGAAUUAUGACACAACCCUGGCCGACAGACCCAUCCAAAAAAGCACAACUAAUACGUCAAUUAAAAAAUAAAUAUCAGCAAUUAUUAGGAACCAAACAUUUAGAAACUGACAUGAAAAUACUAGAUCCACCCCUCAAACCCAGUUCCAAGGAAGAUCUCAAUUAGUGGUCCCUAUUACACGUGUAUUUGAUUACACGUGAAAUACGUGUAAUUAACAUACACGUGUAUAUGCACGUGUAAUUAUAAAUACACGAGUAUUUAGUUAAAAAUACGUAUUUAAACACGUGUUUAAAAAAAAUAUAACUUAUGUCUGAGGUCAUGUCAGUUUUGGACUGAGUACUCACGGACGAAGAGCAGGCGUAUUAAUUGUCGCCAUGUAAAAUCCUCUCCUAAGAGAUUUGUGAUUUGUGUAAUAGUAUCGACGAUCGGACAAUUACUGUCGCACUAUCAGUAGUUGUAGCGUGUGCCCAGAAUAGAAUAAUUUCAUACUUUGACCCAUAUACACCAUAUGCAUCCUUCCUUGAUCCUAGGUACAAAGAUUUGGAGCAUGAGGCGUUAUCCACGCGUGAGGAAAUUCGAUCGAGAGUAAAAGAAAUUUUAAGUAUGAGCGACACGAUAAAUUUGAAUGAUAAGACAUUGAAUAAUUUAGGAGACCAGCAAAAAUGCCAUAGUAAUGCUUUAGAAUAUAUUUAUGGGACUGAAUUUAAUGAUGAUGAUGAUUUGACGAAACAGUUUGAAAAUUAUAUAGCAGAACCACAAUUAAGAUUCACAUUGGACCCCAAAGAAUGGUGGAAAACUAGAUUUUCUAAAUAUCCUGUAAUUGGCGACCUUGCAAAAAAAUAUUUAACAAUUCCUGCAACAUCGGUAAGUUCAGAAAGAUGUUUUUCAACGGCCGGUAACAUCGUUACUCGUAAAAGAGCAUCUUUAUCACCUGAAAACGUAAAUAUGCUUGUUUUUUUACACCAGAAUAAAUAUUUAUUGAAUAAAACAUUAUAUGUAUAUAUUUUUAUUAUAAAAACCGUGCAUUCUAUAAUUCAUAUUUCCAAACUAUAUUAAUAUUUAUAAAUAUUUUGUUAGUAGUAAUUUUGCAGUAGCAGAUGCUUGCAUUUCUUGGUAUGUUAGCAACUAAUUUUAUAUGGCUUCUUCGAGUAACCGACAGAGUUAUUGUUAUAGAAGGGUCGAAAAUAAAACCACUAUUUUUGGUGACCACACACGUAGUUAGCAUUAGUAACACAACAACUAUUUUUUUCUAAAGAAAAUGUUGAUCAAAAUAAUUGU
Molecule: messenger RNA, 1661 nt
Organism: Myzus persicae (green peach aphid)
Lineage: Eukaryota; Metazoa; Arthropoda; Insecta; Hemiptera; Aphididae
Product: zinc finger BED domain-containing protein 1-like
Exons: 1
Coding region: 987-1439 (150 amino acids)
Molecular function (GO): protein dimerization activity
Source: RefSeq, a predicted model, not a curated record